Messenger RNA from Cucurbita moschata (crookneck pumpkin), 832 nucleotides. Its product is annotated as elongation factor Ts, mitochondrial-like. NCBI's taxonomy places the organism in Eukaryota, Viridiplantae, Streptophyta, Magnoliopsida, Cucurbitales, Cucurbitaceae. The transcript is spliced from 4 exons. Gene Ontology annotation, cellular component: mitochondrial matrix. Gene Ontology annotation, biological process: mitochondrial translational elongation. The coding region runs from base 218 to 817 and encodes 199 amino acids. The record is from RefSeq and is a predicted model, not a curated record. Gene Ontology annotation, molecular function: protein binding; translation elongation factor activity.
ACCGUGUUCCCCUAGUUGCCAAUACUGUAACACCACGACUCCAUUUCUACUUGCUUGAAGAAAAUCACUCCGUCAAGCUUUGUUCAUCGCUCCAAACAAGCAGAAAACUGGAAAAGUUUGGUUUGUAUCAUUGUAUGUUGAAUUAACCAGUCGUCCACCAUCUUCAUUCGUCUUCCCGUCCUGUGAAACGGCCUGAGAUUGUUUUUUGAAUGCUAGCAUGGCGUUUUCUAGAGCUGCAAAACGUUCCCUUGGAAUUAUGAUUGCUAACAGGCUGCUGAACAAUGCUAGUCGACGUGGAUUUUCCGGUUGCGCAACCAGUAGGAUCUUUGUUGGUGAAGGUGUUCAAUAUGGAAGUUCAGUUCCCUACGCUUCCGAUGCCAAUUCUGUUCUUUAUUCGAGACUUAGUCUGCUGAGAAGAUUUAGUGUGGAAACCCCCGCCGGGUCGGACCAGAUGAGUCUCAUAAGGCAGCUGAGAGAAAGGACUAGUGCACCAAUUAAAGACGUCAAGGCUGCUCUUAUUGAUUGCAAUUGGGAUAUUGAAGCAGCACAGACAGAACUGCGAAAAAGAGGAAAGGUGCUGGCCCUGAAAAAGUCUUCUCGAACUGCUGCUGAAGGGCUUCUUGCCUUGGCCCAAAAUGAAACCAAAGCUGUUGUUAUUGAACUUAACUGCGAGACUGACUUUGUUGCUAGGAAUGAGAUUUUUCAAUACUUGGCUCUAUCUUUAGCAAGGCAAGCAUUGUUGUCUGAGAGUUUGUCUCAUGACGUUUCCGGGACUUUUCCUGUUGGACUAGAGCAAUUGGAGGUUAGAUUUUUGUAAAAAAUGCCUGCUUUC